CGACGUGUAUACACGCAAAAUCAAUGAACAAGAAGCUCUAACCAGACAACUAAAAGACGAACAGAAACGGCUGAUCGAGAACCAGGACAGUGGACUGCAACAGGUGGGCAUGUGGAAAGACCUGGUCCAAUUGCUGGAAGCGAAACAGGAGGUGCAUGAGGCGAAUCAGGCACGUCAACGCGCAGGAGGUGAAUACGCGGAUGUCACA
This is a messenger RNA of Echinostoma caproni, 208 nucleotides long. NCBI's taxonomy places the organism in Eukaryota, Metazoa, Platyhelminthes, Trematoda, Plagiorchiida, Echinostomatidae. The record is from the annotation of a GenBank genome assembly.